Anisakis simplex (herring worm) is the source of this 786-nucleotide messenger RNA. Lineage: Eukaryota; Metazoa; Nematoda; Chromadorea; Rhabditida; Anisakidae. The record is from the annotation of a GenBank genome assembly.
AUGUAUAUAGUGCAUAACAAGGAUUUGAAAUUGGAUGGUAAAAGUGCAACGCAGCUCAACGGUUAUGGUGGUUUUAACAUUGCCGAACUACCGUUCUUCUCAAUUUCACGUUUGCUAUUCUUGCAACACUUUAACGGUAUCAUCGCUUGUGCCAGUCUACGUGGAGGAAGUGAGUAUGGCGAGAAGUGGCAUGAGGCUGGUAUGCGUCAUCAGAAACAAAACGUUUUCGACGAUUUUAUUGCAGCUGCUGAAUUCUUGAUCAAAAACAAAUAUACCUCACCAGAGAAACUAUGCAUUCAAGGUGGAUCAAAUGGUGGUCUUUUAGUGGCCGCAUGCUCACAACAACGUCCGGAACUCUAUGGCGCCGUUAUAAAUCGUGUUGGUGUGCUGGAUAUGUUACGCUUCCAUAAGUUUACUAUUGGUGGCGCAUGGAUACCCGAAUAUGGCAAUCCGGACAAAGCUUCAGAUUUUCCGUAUAUUUAUCAAUAUUCACCUCUACACAACAUCCGUAUGCCUCCGAAUGGUGUUCAAUGGCCAUCCACAUUACUGAUGACGGCAGAUCACGACGAUCGCGUGGUACCAUCUCAUUCUCUGAAAUACAUAGCGCAGUUAUAUGAGGUGGUACAUAAUGCGAGUGGUGUACAACGUAAUCCGAUACUUAUCCGUGUGGAAGUGCGUGCUGGCCAUGGUUCUGGUAAACCAACAUGUAAAGUGGUGAGUUUGUUUGAAAGAGCAAUUUUAUUUCAUAUUUCGCACUCGUUGUCAAGAAUGUCAAGAAUUCCAUAA